AUGUCCUCUCAAAAGCGUCGCAUAGACAAAGAGGCUGUAGGCCGUGCAGAAGAAGGAGAUAAGGGCAUCUCCCGUGAGGUACGGCUUCAACAUUCGUGGGAAGCACUCCUUGGGGUUGCUCCCAGGCCAAAGGACCAGAGGAUGGAGCACCUCACCCAUGUCAAUACCUUGGAGGAGCAGAUUAAGGGCCUACGUUCUGAAAUCGAACAACUGAACGCGGAAAAGGAAAAGCUCGGCGCCAAAGCUUCUUCAGAGGACGGAGCAUCAAUAAGCUCUGGUGGUCGCAAAGGCUCUCUAGGCUGGCUAGUCGCAGAGUUGGGUUACGUUUCCAGUGUUGCUUCGAAGCUUGGCUUGAGCCUCCAGAAACCAACCGACCACCGUGAACUGCCAAUUCUGUGCGGUGUGAUCUGCGAUAAGGAACAGCUUGUCGGUCUGAAGAGCUUUAUGGGAGUUUUCGCGGACUCUCCCUCCCAGGAUGGGUGCUUUUUCUGCCUUAGUCAGGCUGGUCAUGGACUCAUGGCUCCUAUGCUCGCCUUUGGGGAGGAUGGUUUACGUUGUCAAGUGCAUGGAGAUGACGAUGUCUGCGUCUGGAUCUCAAAGCGUGAGGGGCGCUGGGUUAUCGGAACCAGCCGGGGUUAG
Molecule: messenger RNA, 639 nt
Organism: Fusarium coffeatum
Lineage: Eukaryota; Fungi; Ascomycota; Sordariomycetes; Hypocreales; Nectriaceae
Exons: 2
Coding region: 1-639 (212 amino acids)
Source: RefSeq, a predicted model, not a curated record